Molecule: messenger RNA, 1266 nt
Organism: Aspergillus melleus
Lineage: Eukaryota; Fungi; Ascomycota; Eurotiomycetes; Eurotiales; Aspergillaceae
Gene: SCJ1
Product: putative DnaJ domain protein
Exons: 2
Coding region: 1-1266 (421 amino acids)
Biological process (GO): protein refolding
Cellular component (GO): cytoplasm
Molecular function (GO): Hsp70 protein binding
Source: RefSeq, a predicted model, not a curated record
AUGCGUCUUCUCUGUCUUUUCCUCGUCCUCGCAGUAUGUCUGCUGCAGGUCCUCGCGGCCGAGGAUUACUACAAGAUCCUAGGGUUGGAUAAAUCCGCCUCCGAAAGGGACAUCAAGCGGGCGUAUCGCACGUUGAGCAAGAAGUAUCAUCCGGAUAAGAACCCAGGCGAUGAAACGGCGCGCGAAAAAUUCGUCGAAAUCGCCGACGCCUACGACGUGCUCUCCACCGCCACGACACGCAAGAUCUACGACCAAUACGGCCACGAAGGCAUCGAGCAGCACCGGUCCGGCGGCACGGCCGGGCGACAAGCACACGACCCAUUCGACCUCUUCUCACGAUUCUUCGGCGGCGGCGGACACUUCGGCCACGCGCCGGGCCACCGUCGCGGCCCGGACAUGGAGUUCCGCGUAGGCCUGCCCCUGCGCGACUUCUACAAUGGCCGCGAGGUCGAGAUCGUGCUCGAGAAGCAGCAGAUCUGCGACGCCUGCGAGGGCACGGGGUCCGCGGACAAGGGGGUCAUCACGUGCGACAAGUGUUCCGGGCGGGGCGCGUAUAUCCAGAAACAUAUGCUCGCGCCGGGCAUGUUCCAGCAGGUGCAGAUGCAGUGCGACAAGUGCGGCGGACAGGGGAAGAUGGUGAAGAAGCCGUGUGGCGUGUGUGGGGGACACCGGGUGGUGCGGCGCGACGUCGAGACCGCUUUUACCGUCGAGCCGGGCAUGGAUAAGGGGCAGAAGAUCGUGUUCGAGAACGAGGCUGACGAGAGCCCCGAUUGGAUCGCCGGUGACCUGGUGCUGGUGCUGGAGGAGCGGGAGCCCGAGCUGGGCAAGUCCGAGGAGCAGCGCACUGACGGUACCUUUUUCCGGCGCAAGGGUCGCGAUCUGUUCUGGAAAGAGGCUCUCUCGCUGCGCGAGGCCUGGAUGGGCGAUUGGUCGCGCAACAUCACGCAUCUCGACGGUCACGUCGUGCACCUCUCCCGUCCCCGGGGCCAGGUCGUUCAGCCGCUCUCCGUCGAGACCGUUGUGGGACAGGGCAUGCCGCCGUACUCGGAGGGUCAUCUCCACGAUCAAUCCGACGAGGACGAUGACGUUCCGGGCAAUCUCUACGUCGAGUACACCGUCAUCCUGCCGGAUCAGAUGGAGUCCGGCAUGGAGAAGGAGUUCUUUGCUCUAUGGCAGAAAUGGAGGAAGAAGAUCGGAGUCGAUCUCGCGGCGGAUGGGAACCGGCCUGCACAUGCACAUGCACACGCCGAGAAGGACGAGUUAUGA